This is a messenger RNA of Iphiclides podalirius (scarce swallowtail), 255 nucleotides long. The record is from the annotation of a GenBank genome assembly. NCBI's taxonomy places the organism in Eukaryota, Metazoa, Arthropoda, Insecta, Lepidoptera, Papilionidae.
AUGUCAUCGGCAAGGAAAAUAACGACCGUAAUAGUGUUGGAGCUUCGAUACAAAAUCGUCCUAAAAGUCAUGGAGAGCUUAAUGCUGGCAUACGUGAAGCGAACACGUUUGAACUUUGAUGUAACAGCUGGUGCGGCGCGUGCGAGUGGGAAGGACGCAGGUGGCGGCCAGAAGUUUAUUAUUGGCAGCAAAACAUAUGUCGCCGACGAAUUCGAGAGGAGACGUGCUAUUUAUGGCGGGACCAUGUUCAUGGCG